AUGGGAGUUGAUCUUACCGGAGCCCUGGUCGGUGUCGAUGGUGCAUCGCGCGUGACCCUGCAGAACAGUUCGAAUGUCUCCUGUGUCCAGAGCUUAGCUGAGUUGCCUCCAGGUUUUCCGAAAGCCUUUGCUUUUGCGAUCUUUUGCGUGUCAGAUGUGUUGAACGUCAGUGGCCAGCAGAUGCGAAGCAGCGACUACGUCCAAGUGGUGCCGGGACGACAGCCUUGCAGGACUGCCCAGGCGAGCGCCGGGGCGUCCUUCCUGCAGCCGCGUGCGGCUGCAACGACUGUAGCACCAGAUGGGAGCUGGGCCACCUUCGAUCUUGGCUACCCGACAGCCUCGGGACCCUUCCAAGUCUGCUACUGCCUGGGUGCUGAUGACUGCAGCCAGGAUUGGGCCUUUUCCAAAUGGGCUGGCACUGUGGCUGUGAUUGGAAAAGUGCGACGCAUGGACCCCAGUGGCUGGGAUCUUGGAGGGCAGGUGUCUGUGUUUCUGGAGAUCACGGACCUGGGUGCUCCGAUCAUCAAUGUGACCUUCAUCUCCCACGGACUGGAGCGGCCCUGUCUGUCUCCCAGCCCCGUCUUCGGCCAGGAGACCACCGCCGUCCAGUGCCUGAUGCCAGCAGCCUUUUCACCGGGUCUGGAGACGGUCACGGCGUUUACGGCGAACGGCCUCUGGGCGACAUCCGUGGACAUCUUCAACCGCUUCGUGCGAGGUGGCUUCAUCAACAUUUCAGACACGUUCGGGCCGACCGUGGGGGGUGACAUCGUGACAAUCUACGUCUCGGACCUGGGCGCGCCCAUCGUGCGCGUCACCUUCGGGUUCAUCGACUCGCCUUCUGUUCUUGCAGACGGCCGUAUGCCAGGGAUCCGAGCCACCGUCGAAGUUCCUGCCACGGCGGUGUCGGGCCUCGUCACGGUGACGGUGACGGCUUCCAACGGCAAUGUGGCCACAGGAAGUAACGUGUACAGCUAUUACAGGGCGGGCGACAUCAGCAACCUCAACCCGCCGCAGGGAGAGAUGGCUGGCGGCACGCGUGUCACCAUCGAGACCACGGACCUGGAUGCGACGAUUGUGGCGGUUUUCUUUGGCGGCAACGAGGGACUCAUCGUUGGUGGUUCUGCAACGAGCAACUUCGUGGUUGCCCUGACGCCGGAAAGCGAGGUUCGGGGCGCUGUGGACGUGGUGGUGCUGGCCGAGAAUCAAAACGAGGCCAUCAGCAUCGGCGGCUUCACCUACCUGGCCGUCUGCCCAGACCCCGGUAUCCCACUGAAUGGAGCCCGGAGUGGCGAGGACCUGUCCGAAGGUGCCGUCUUGAUCUUUUCUUGCCAGUUCGGGUAUGAACUGGUCGGUUCAGCCCAGUCCGUCUGCCAGAUGGACUACGAUUCUUUCGGCAACGUGAUCAGUGAGACCAGCGCUUUUGCCCCUCCUGUACCGACAAGCAUGUUGUGGCCGGUUCGCGAUUUCCAUUGCAACCUGUUCGCAGCGACAGGCAUCCCAGACUUUGGUUUUCGCGCGGGUGGGGAGUCUGGAACCUUUGUGUUCGGCGACGUCGUCACCUUCUCCUGCAGCCCGGGAUACCUCCGUGUGGGGCCCACCGAGCUCCUUUGCCGCGGAGAUGGACAGUUUUCGGGUUCUGCACCCUCCUGCGAGUCGAACCUGGGCUCGCUGAACUUGGUUCGCUACCGCGCUCUCUUUCUGGCGAGCUUUGGUGAGGAGGAAGGCGUGUCACAGCUGGCCUAUCAGGAGGCCGAUGCGAACAGGGAUGGCCUGGUGUCAGAAGCUUGGGGCAAGACAUCAGGAACCACUUCUGUGCAUGUUUGCUCAACAUAUGUUUCGCACGCACGUAAGGCACAAACUGAUGGCUCCAACCCUUAG
Molecule: messenger RNA, 1878 nt
Organism: Symbiodinium sp. CCMP2592
Lineage: Eukaryota; Dinophyceae; Suessiales; Symbiodiniaceae
Source: the annotation of a GenBank genome assembly